Molecule: messenger RNA, 393 nt
Organism: Rhizoctonia solani
Lineage: Eukaryota; Fungi; Basidiomycota; Agaricomycetes; Cantharellales; Ceratobasidiaceae
Product: meiotic nuclear division-like protein
Exons: 4
Coding region: 1-393 (130 amino acids)
Source: RefSeq, a predicted model, not a curated record
AUGGUAUGGGCGGAGCGUUCCAUAGAUCUUCAGGAUGAUGAUACAGAAGAACUCGCGGCUUUGGAAUCCAAGGUGACCUUGCUUACCAAUGAAAUAGACAACGAGAUUCGACAAAGAGAAGAUACGGAAGAGCGCUGCAUAUCUCUCGCCCGACUUGCACAAAACUGCACCGCAUUAUCUGAGCUUGAAUUCGAAAUGGCACAGUAUGGAUUGGCUGAUCCCGCAGUUUUAGAACGUAAACGACGGGCAGUAGUCUUGGCGCGCGAGGCGGCGUGUAGGUGGACCGAUAACUAUAGCGUAUUAUUCUCGCAUAUUACUAGAACGCUUGGGUGUGAGGCGGGCGAACUAAGGGAGUACCUUGGCAUAGGAGAGGGCUAUGAGGACAUUGAGUAG